Molecule: messenger RNA, 7328 nt
Organism: Acanthochromis polyacanthus (spiny chromis)
Lineage: Eukaryota; Metazoa; Chordata; Actinopteri; Pomacentridae
Gene: cuedc1b
Product: CUE domain containing 1b
Exons: 11
Coding region: 583-1779 (398 amino acids)
Molecular function (GO): ubiquitin binding
Source: RefSeq, a predicted model, not a curated record
AGCUUGAGCUACAUGAUUCGAUAUUAAUUGUAGCCUAGUUUACCUACCUCAAGUGUUAUGUUUUCUAGCACGAUAAACGUACAAUUUCUAGCAGUAGUGUGUGAAAUGUUGCAGACAUUUGGACAGACAGAUGUUAGUCUGACUGCUGCGGACUGAGAACCACUGACCGAGGCCUUGACUACUCUGCCCGGGGGACCUGAUGUGCCUGGUUGUGAUUAGUUAGCUGAACAGCUAGCUAUCGGUGAUGACUGGGAUGUAGCUAUGCAUGUUCCCUGGCGGAUUUUGACUCUAAUCUCCACCUGGUGACAGGACCCUGGACCUAAGUAUUCUAGUCUGUGCAUACUCUGUAACACAGUUAGCCAUGCUGGAAGCAGCUCAAUAGUGAGUGGCACUGAGUGGGAAACCCUAGUUUUUCUAAGCUCCUAUCAAAAGACUGACAUGUUCAUAUUACAAUGAGAAACUGAGAGGGUACAUAGUAAUAUUAAGUAAGACUGAAGUGGCCAAAGUGCUUGCAUUGGUAACCGAAUAGAAGAGCCAUCCUCUCAGUAGGUUGGCAGCGCCUGAGACAGCCAGGCCUUGAGGAUGACGAGCUUAUUUAGGCGUAGCAGCAGCAAUGGAGGCUCCAGAAGCAGUGGAGGUGGCAGUAGCAGUGGACAGGGGCAGCUCAACAACAGCAGACCCAACCGGCAGGUCAGACGCCUUGAGUUCAACCAGGCUAUGGAAGACUUUAAGACCAUGUUCCCCUCUAUGGACUACGAGGUGAUUGAGUGUGUGCUGCGUUCCAACAACGGAGCAGUGGACGCCACCAUCGACCAGCUGCUCCAGAUGAGCAUUGAUGGACAGGGCUCAGAAGACAGCUCGGACUCAGAUGACAGCAUCCCACCAGAGAUUCUGGAGCGUACCCUGGAACCUGACAGUUCAGAUGAAGAACCCCCUCCAAUUUACUCUCCACCAACAUAUGAUAUGCAUAUUUAUGACAGGAAAUAUCCAGAGGACCCACCAAACCCCCCUCCCCGAUCUGAAGGCCAAGCUCCUCCCGGUCAGCAGCAAGUCAGAAGCUAUCGGAACUGGAACCCACCUUUGCUUGGAAAUCUCCCUGACGAUUUUCUGCGUAUUUUGCCACAACAGCUAGACAGCAUUAAGCAGAGCUCUCAGAACAGUCUCUCUCAGCCUUCAUCAUCCUCAUCCUCCUCAGUUUCUUCAGCGAGCCAGUGGACAGCUCAGUCUGGUUCUGGGUCAGUAGCUGCAGGGACCACUGGAGGUUCAGGUUUGUCAACAGGAGCUACAGAGCAAGACAAGAAACUGAAGCAGUAUCUGGAGGAUGAGCGCAUCGCCUUGUUCCUGCAGAACGAGGAGUUCAUGAGAGAGCUGCAGCGCAACCGCGAGUUCCUGAUUGCCUUAGAGAGAGAUCGCUUGAAGUAUGAAUCAAAGAAAUCAAAGUCCAAUCAUUCAUCUAGCAUGGAGAGUUCCUCAGGAGAACACUACUCUGCCACUUCAAUGGAGGCCAUCUCAGAUGACGCGCUGUUCAGAGACAAACUCAAGCACAUGGGAAAAUCAACACGAAAGAAGCUGUUUGAAAUUGCCAGAACAUUUUCUGAAAAAACAAAGAGGAGAAAGACAAAAAGGAGAACGCUCCUGAAGCAUCACUCAUUGGGCACAGCCAACUCUACAGCCAAUCUCCUAGACGAUGUAGAGGGAAACACCUGUGAGGAAGAUGGUCAACUGAGAAGAGCACACACUCAGGAAGAGACUGAACAACACAAUGAGCCAGUAUCAUGAUCCUCCCUUGCUGCACCAUAUCAGGGUUACCAUGGCGACAACAGCCUGACCCAUGGGUGGUUGCCUUGCAGCUCUUCCUGUCCCCACCUGCUCACCCCACCCUAAUCCAACCAGCUGAUGUAAGGCUCAGCAAUGAGUUGAGACUUGCACCCCCCACCCUCCCUCUGGGGGAGAGGAACUGGACUGUUCUCAGUAUUGGGCUAAUUGUCUGUAAAUGUAUUAUCUCUGUAUUAUAACACUUUGUGGAUAUAUAGUUUUAAAUGUAGAGGAAAAUGCAUUAGUCCUAACAGUAUUUGGUAACUGCUUCCUUUAAUCAACUGAGAGGAACACUAGCGUAGUGAUUAUUUUUCCAUAUUUACAUGUGUUUCUUUUCUAGACCUCACAGUAGCAGACAACAUGUUUCUGAAUGGGGUCCCUCAGGCAGGGCAUUUCAAAUCCAAAUUGUGCACAUGCCCCUUUAUAUACACUAAACCAUGUAGAGCUUUUUUACCAUGUUUUCUUAAUCAAAUUUGAAUAUUUUGCUGUUUUUGAAUGUUAGGGGUUACGUAACUGAAUUUCUUAAACAUCAGAAUAAUGAGGCCAUAAAAGCUGUCGCUGCCCAAAUGUCAACGCUUCACCAUGACCCUUUUCACAUUUAAUAGACUCUGUUCUUAGAAAGCAUGGAUGCUACAUUGUUUAGAGCAGUUUGCUUUGUUUGGCAAGGAGAAAAAAAAAAUCCUAUUUGUAUUUUUAGUUACUGUAGCAGCACUACAAGUACAUUAGCACAGUUGUUGUAAGCUGUGUGUCAUAAUAUUGAACCAGAGUUUCAGACUGAGCCUGCAUGGGUAUCAUGCCCAGGAAAACAUGACCUUUGUGACUGAGUUUUGAAAAGCGAAAACAAUGAGUGUGGACAACUUGAAAGCCCUGGCACACAAGGAAUUAGUAUUUGAGUGCCGUCCGACCAAGUGUACAGAUGUUUUCUGGAAGGUGUGGAAGUAAAAAGGAUUUCACCAGAGGUUACCUGUGCAUGUGGUGGACUUAUUCAUGUGAAAAGACAGAAGUAGUUGUGUGGGGAAAAAAACUUGAGAGGGAUUAAAACACCUCCACACUGGAGGUCUUUAUGGGUCUGCUCAGUGCUGAGGAAGAGAGAAAUCCCAACCUGGUGCCUCAGUUGGACUCCAAAUCAUGCUCAGUUUUAUUAGGUUAAGUAGGGUCUCGUUUUACUGCCAUGUGUUGUACUGUCCUGUCAGUAUGUCCAAUUCCUGAGUUCAUUUGAAUGUACCAGAGCACAGCCAGUAUCAUCGUCAUUCAGUCAUGUCUGAUUUUUACAAAAGGUGGAAACGGAGCUGAAUUUCUAUUUAGAAUGACUCAUUAUUGUUGGUAUAUUGCUGAUGCUUCUGUUCUCUCUCUGGGUUUGGGUUCGGCUGUGUUAGGGUCACUCUCAGAUGAAGGCUCUCCUUUUUUGUAAAUGAAAACAUGCAUGUCAUGCCUGGGUAGGUUUCCCAUGGGUCUGUAUUGGUGAAAACAUCUCUUCCACAUAGCUGGCCGAUCACUGUGUCAAGUGAGUGACCACAAGAUUUUUAGUUCAGAAACAUUCAAAAAUUGCCACAUGCCGCCUGGCCAGUGCUAUUAUCAGACAGGUGGAGUCACGUGCAGUGUCAGACGUAGGGAUGGUAUCGUACAGAUUUUAACAGUAUUAUUACUUUAACUGGUACUGCUUAUAGGUCCAGUACUUUAAUGCUAUUUUUUCUGUACUUUUUGAUUGGAUUGUUUCUGUUGGUUUGUUCUGUUUCUUAAAGAGAAAAAACUAAGCAAAUUAAGAACAGAAUAAAGACUACUUAAUUUUCUCAUUCGUACUGUACUUAAAUUAAAAGACAGUCAGAGUGCUGUGGACAGGGUCACAGGUUUUAUUCCCAAAAUAAAAUAAUCUGCAAUCUAUUUCAUUGAACUGUCCAACAUUAAAUGACAAUUUAAAGCUCGACCUUGAACAGAUAUUAAGUAAAUAUUAGUACAUUGUGCUGGUAAAAGCUAUCUCACUAAAAAGAAUGCAGGACUUUAUACUAUAUACAGUACUUUUACUGUGUGAUUUUAAUAGCUCAGUGAAGAAAACAGUUGAAGUACUUCUUCUAGCGCCAACACCAACAUUUAGUCAGAGAAACGGUUAAAAUAAAGUCAGUUUAUCAAAUCAUCCUGCUGCUCAGUUCUGAACAAUAGUUCAGAUGAUGCUCUUACUUUCAGACUGAAUUUCUGAACACAGACAGUUUAACAGACAGCUGGCAAAUGCUCCCUUAUAAUCACAGUUUAGUUAACUCAGAGUGUGGACUGGCAUACCAUACCUGGUUAGUGAGAGAUGAACUCUGAGCUCAGCAGUCAAACGGAGCAUUUCUCCGUCUGUAUGUGAUAAACUUUUACUGGAAGUUUCCACAGUUUCUGCCCUGACAUACAAACAAUGUGUUACUUUUGUGGCAACGAACAUUUCCUGCAUCAGCUGUAGUGAACUUUAAUCAGACUACUGAACGUUGGUCACGUGUUUGUGCUGCACUGAGCUGCAGGUGAGUGAUGGAGAGGCUCCGCCCCUCAGACACCAGGAGUUCUGUCUGUCAGAACUACAGGCUGUGACAGACAGAACUCUGUUUUAGAUCUAGAAAGCUGAAGAGCAUCAUAGACACAUACAUGUCAGACACAUGUCAUGCUGAGCAGACAGAAUGUGUAAUGCAACAAUCUUCUUAUAAAGUACAGUUAGAACCGUUACUGUCGGAGCUUCUCGAUCCUCCAGUAUUUAUAAUAUCACACCAGGGUUUCUUAAAUAAUCGGUCUAACAUACCAGACUAUCUCCCCAGCCAAAGUAUACUUGCUGACACAGAGGUGAAGUGUGUUAAAUUCUUAAUUAAGUCAUUUAGUUUAGUUUUUUUUUUUAACAGAGGUAUGCUCAGCAAGCAAAUCAUUCUGAAAGAACAUAACUAGAAUGUCCUUGAGCUAAUUACAAAUACUUCAAAUCAAAAGGAAAAACUAUCUUGCACACUAAGCUAAAAAUUAUGCUGUAAGCAAAACAUUAUCAAAGAAGGUCAACAUUGGCAGUUAAUUUCAGUUAUUGUAGAACUGAUUUCAAUAUAAUAUCUAUUUGUAUUACCUUUGUAUUGAGCUUAAAUUAAGAUUGGCUUGAUUUGUGCUCCAUAAAUAAACCAUUACAUUAGCAUAAUGUCUCAUAGUAUAUUUUGCCUCAAAUCCAUCUAGCCAUCAUCUAUAUGCCGCUUAAUCCUCAUUAGAGUUGCUGGGGGGCUGCUGUCUGUCCCAGCUGACUUAGGAUGAAAGCAGGAGGUAACUGGACAGGUAACAGUCUAUCACAGGGCUACAUAUACAGACAAACAAUCACACACACAUUCACACCUACAGACAGUUUAGAAUCACCCAUUAUCCCCAGCAUGUUUCUGGACUGUGGGAGGAAGCUGGAGAACCUGGAGAAAACCCACACAUGCACAGGGAGAACAUGGAGACUCCAUGCAGAAAGAUCCCGGGCCAGGACGUGAACCUGGGAUCUUCUUGCUGCAAAAUAACAAUGCUAACCACCGAGUCAGUGCAGCCCUAUGUAGCUUUAAAGAUUUGAUUUAAUUUCAUUGAUAUGUGCUUACAUUAAGAUAAAAUUGAUUUAAUUGAUGCCAUCUUAUAUUACAUGGGAUGUAUUGUAGCCUGGAAGGGUGUAUUCUAGGCUAGGCUAUUUCAGCCCCUGGGCUAUAAAUUGGGCUAAGCUAAACUAUACUUUGGCUGGGGGUUUAAUCUGGCCUGUUACACACAGAUUAAGUCAAUCUUAGUUUAAGUACAAAUCAAAGACAAUAAAGAGAUAUACUAAAGUCUGUUGUACAGAAACAACUGAAAGCAACACCAGCCAACAUGGAUGUGUUUUCAUAAUGUUUUGUUAAAAGUUUUCUUGGUUUUACAUGUGACAGACUGGCGACCUGUCCUGGGUGUCCCCUGCCUUCGCUCGAGUCAGCUGGGAUAGGCUCCAGCACCCCCGCGACCCUAGUGAGGAUAAAGCGGUGUAUAGGGAAUGGAUGGAUGAAUGGUUUUACAUUCAGUUUUUCCUUUUGAUUUGAACUAUUUUAAUUGUAAUUAGCUCAAGAAUAUUCUAGUUAUGUUCUUCCAUAAUGAUUUGCUUGCUGACCAUACCUCUUUGUAAAAACAAAAACAAAAAACAACUAAAUAAUGUAAUAAUUAAGAGUUUAACACGCUUCAUCUUUGUGUCAACAAGUAUAAAUUAACAGGCUGAAGUAGACCCUGGGGUAUGCUCUGGCCUCUUACACCAGGGCUCAGUACCCAUCCCGAGUCAGAGCCUGGUUGAAUGUUGAAUAAAGUGCUUUGUUUGAAGUAGAGCAACAGCAUAUGGUUGUCCUACCUGCAGACCGAUUCCUCUUUCAGGUGCUUGCCGCCACAACUUUGAUGAAAAUAAAAUGAGCACGAUGCCCAGUAUGGCUGAAUUACCUGCCUGCUAUUUUCAUAUUGUGGUGGCUACAUUCUGUAAAGACCGCACACCUGUGGAUGCCUGGGAGGGAAGAACAGCUUCACAUGUGUCGGCAUGGUGGGAAGCCAGUGAGAGUUGUCAGCUGUGUUGCUGCAGUAGUGACUCCUGCUGGUUGUUUGGUCUCACCAUAGAGACACAACCCCGCCACAUGGUGAAGCCCGUUGCUGAUACAUUGCGGAAGAAAAAAUUAGACUUGAAACAGUGUCUCACACAGCAUCCCUUUGUGGGACAGCAUUAAAAGGAAGUGUAGCUUCAAAUGGGAUGCCGUUCUCAGUGAAUGCUGACAAGCAUAGACCCUUGUAUUUUUAAGAGUGUGUCAUGUUGGUUGUGCAUUUUUGACCUUCACUGUAUUUUUUUCUGUUCUGACUUCUGUUCUUGCCUAUUGAACCAAACUUGGAGUCUCAGAUUUGCUGCUCUAGACAUGUCCACAGACGUCCACUGCUUCAUUUAACAUGUUGCUUAUAUUUUAUCAGGUUUCCAGAAUUCUUGCAAUGAACCAAAACUACAUUUUUGAGAUGUUAUGAAAAUAAUAUCACUCUGACUUUGCCAUAUCUUUGAGUAAAUCAAAGCUUUGUUAUCCUGUCUUUUCUAAAUUCUACAUUAUUAAUGGCAGUGUGGCAUUAUGUACAGUGAAAUAAUGAAUGGUUGUGAUUUCCACAUGAACCAGGGGAGAAUAUUGUAUGUGAAUUGUGACUGACGAUGCAACAACAGAAAAAAAAAAUGCUUGCAAGGUUUGGAUCUCCCUCUUUUUACCGGUUGUUUUUAAUUAUAUGUGUACAUGUAGAACUAGCAUAAAUGUGUAAGUAGUCACAGUCUAAUUUAGCCUCUGUGAGCAGGUAAUGUGUGCCGUGUGUAUGAGAAACUUUACAAUGCCAUGCUUCCAAGAGAACUGCCUGAUUUGAAACUAGACAGAUUAAAUGAAUUACAAGAAGUAAAAUCAAUUAGUUUUCUCAUUUCGUGCAUCAAGGGGUUCAGAAAAUCUCUCCAAAUUAACCUUUCUGGAUUUGUAUUUUAAGUGUUGUUUAUCCUAUCAAUUAAAAAUACUUCAAUGUGA